Lachancea dasiensis is the source of this 1638-nucleotide messenger RNA. The record is from the annotation of a GenBank genome assembly. NCBI's taxonomy places the organism in Eukaryota, Fungi, Ascomycota, Saccharomycetes, Saccharomycetales, Saccharomycetaceae.
AUGCCUGUGAAAGCCAUCGCUUCUAGCCGUGUAGCCAUUAACGGCAGGUUGAUAGCGGCAACGAUCGUUUAUUCUACAGCUUCUGGAAAAAUCGUGGAGAUCUUCGAGAAUGAGGUAGUACAUUCAGUUGGCGACCCUCGGUUACAGCGCUUAAACGUUACACAAUAUGAGAUUGUAUCUCCACAUGUCAUUAUGCCGGGGCUCGUAGAUUCACAUGUACAUUUGAACGAGCCAGGGAGAACAGAGUGGGAAGGAUUCGCCACCGGCACUAGAGCAGCUGCAAGUGGCGGUGUCACAACGCUGGUUGAUAUGCCUUUAAACGCAAUUCCCCCGACUACGACUGUGGAACACCUCGAUGUGAAAUUGGCUGCGGCUCGGGAUCAAUUGUGGUGUGAUGUUGCCUUUUGGGGUGGUCUUGUUCCUACUAACCUGGACCAACUUCUACCUUUAGUAAGGAGAGGUGUUCGUGGUUUUAAAGGGUUCUUAAUGGACUCUGGAGUAGAUGAAUUUCCUCAAAUUGAUGAGAAUUAUAUCAUGAAUGCCUUAGAUGUACUUCAAAAGGAGAAAACUAUGCUUUUGUUCCAUGCGGAACAGUGUCCGCCAUCUCCCGACCAUGGACUUACAGACCCAUCACAUACAGAUUAUAAUUUCGAUCACGUCAGAGCUCUUGAGGGCGGUGAGCAUCUUGCGCCUAGUCAGGUGAGUGCAUUGGCGGCAUCCAAAGUUUCGGCAUCUGUAGAGCCAAGAGCCGGUGAACCUUCCCACUUUGUACACAGCCAUAACCCUUGCGAAAGUGCUUUGAAGACCAUAGCAAAGGAAUCCGAAGUGGAGGGUCUAGAUCGCAUUGACCCGACCACAUACGCACCGUUUCUUGCGUCUAGGCCUGAUGAGUUUGAAACAAGCGCCAUACAGUUAUUGAUUUCCUGCAUGACAAAAUCAAUCAGAAGCUACAAGAGAAUCCCUGACGUUCAUAUAGCGCAUUUGUCGACACAAGAGGCUUUACCUAUCCUUAAGCAUGCACAAAUUGAUUUGGGACUUCCCAUUUCUGCGGAAACCUGCUUUCACUACUUGACAUUUGCUGCCGAAAAUAUCCCCGCUAAAGCAACCCAGUACAAAUGCUGUCCUCCUAUUCGUAAUGAGGAUAAUAGAAUAGCAUUAUGGAAUGCUUUGCGUGAUGGUACUAUUAAAACGGUGGUCAGUGAUCACUCGCCCUGUACACCAGAGCUAAAAAACCUGGCGGAAGGGGACUUUCUCACCGCUUGGGGAGGUAUCAGUUCAGUCGGCCUUGGCCUCUCCAUCAUGAUUACUGAAGGUGCAGAAAUGAAUCCACCUGUUAGUCUAAUCGAAAUAAUAAAAUGGUGCUGUGAAAACACCGCGAAACAAGUUGGCCUCCAUGAUGUCAAAGGAUUUUUGCGUGUUGGCUAUGAUGCAGACUUUGUUGUCCUCGAUCAGCAUAGGAAACGGAUUAUUUCGGAUGGCAACAUUUUCUACAAGAACAAAUUAACGGCAUAUGACGGGCGCGAGUUGAGGGGCCAAGUUGUGGCCACUUAUUUGAGAGGCAACAUAGUGUUUGAUGUGGAGUCCGGGCACUCUACCAUUCCACUAGGUUGCACACUGCUCGAACCUAGGAGAAUUUGA